UCUCCAGCCCCUAUAGCGCAACAAUUCUCCUGUCAAAUCCCCAGCAAGGAAAGCUGACUGUAAAGGCAAAUCUUAUUUUUGAAGAAUACAUUGGCAUUGAUAUCUACCAAAAACUUAUAUUUAUGAAGGACAAUUUAAGUGUGAAUAACAAACGGGGAAAGAAACCACCCUCUUUUCCCCCACCUGAGGAAGUAUGUAUCAUCGAAGAUGAUGCUAUACGUCAGUCUCCAACCAAAGAGCUUCUGAACUCGACCAAAUCCAAGAGGGUAAAUGAUUCCAUGCCCAGUUUCAACCUCCUGGAUGAAGAGUCUGAAGAAGACGAGGCUGCUGCCAAUGUUCACGAAGAUGAGAUUGCUGCCAAGGCUGAAGACGGUGAAUGCAAAAUCAUUACACAACAAACAGUAUUUGACCACAUACGUGAGAAAGCGAAGAACUUCCCUGUCUUGGCGGCAUCAAAUGUUGUGUGCUCUCCAUCCUCAGAGCCCUUAGUUUUGACAAGAAAACGUGCUCGUGAGAAGCAGCUUGAACCCUAUAACGAAGUUCAGGUUUUGGAAGAGUUGGAAUGGAAUAAAAUUCCAAGAUGGGCGGUGGUGAAUCCAUCUUCAGAAUUGAAAGAGAAGGAACAAAAUCAACAUAGCCUUAUGGAUGAGAGAGCUGGGCUUCCUCUUGAACCUGGAGAUGGCGCAUUCAAAACUUCAAGAGAAGAAACAAUAUUUGAGCACAUACAAACAAAAGCCAAGAAUUUUCCGGUGAUCAACAAAUCGAAGGUGGUGGUGUCCGGGUCCUUAACCAAAACAAAAGAACAACCCUCUAAGAAUCAUCCUGUGUUGAGCAUGGAUCCUUCUGGCGUGCAAAAAGGAACAAACUCAAAUGAAGUAUUGAGAAACACUGCACUCAUCUCAGAUUUGGAAACCAAAGAGGUGGAAAAAGAUGAAUGCGGGAUAUCGAAUGCUUCUCCUAGAGGUUUAGGCAACGCUGCUCAUCUAUCAUCUAGUAAAAUGCUAUCGUUUGAUAUCUCCAUGUUGAAGAAUACCAGGCCAUCAGCAGAUCCAGGCAGCUCCAUGGAGAGCAGAAGAAGGAAACAGCAGCCGUCUCCAAUUGUACCACAAAGACAGUGCUGCACAUUGACAACAGUUGCCAAAACCAGGGAAGUAGAAACAUUUCUUGGAUUUCAGAGUGUCUUUUCUUUUCUCUGAUGUUUCUUCCGAUACACAAAAAUGAGACGAUAGAUAUAUCAGUAUAGAGGAAACUUACUUUUUCAGAUUAUAACUUCAUGCGGGUAGCAACGUAUAUGACCCACAAAUUGAAACUUGGGAUCAGUGGGAUGGAUAUAUACUUACUGGUUGGCUUCUCAAUUACUGUCCAGAAAAGUGCUUUACGAGGUAUGAAUGAUUAAUUUUGAAUGAAAAGUGAGGUUUAAGGACGUCAUAAACCCAGCUGGUUUGCCGCUUUCCUA
This is a messenger RNA of Prunus avium (sweet cherry), 1456 nucleotides long. NCBI's taxonomy places the organism in Eukaryota, Viridiplantae, Streptophyta, Magnoliopsida, Rosales, Rosaceae. The record is from RefSeq and is a predicted model, not a curated record.